This is a messenger RNA of Petromyzon marinus (sea lamprey), 8164 nucleotides long. RefSeq names its product guanine nucleotide-binding protein G(I)/G(S)/G(T) subunit beta-1. Lineage: Eukaryota; Metazoa; Chordata; Hyperoartia; Petromyzontiformes; Petromyzontidae. Gene Ontology annotation, biological process: signal transduction. The record is from RefSeq and is a predicted model, not a curated record. Gene Ontology annotation, molecular function: protein binding.
CGCCCUCGGGGCGCCUGGCGCGUCCGUUCGUUGGGGCGGCGGCUACCGCGCCCAUUUCCUGCGGAUGAGCGCGCGCGCAGCGUCCGUUGGAACCACGACGGCGUCGGCGGCGUUAGGUUUAACAUUACCGUCGUUUUAAAUUUGCUUAAUUAACGGAAUUGAAAUAAAGUAAUAAUCAUCGUUCCUCGUUCGUUUGGUGUUGGUUAUUUUAGCGGCGUCGUUGUUAGACGGGGUUUUUUUUAAUUUUCUUUUCAUAUAUUUUUUUCCCCCGUUUAAGAUUGUUUUGAAGGAGAGUGUAUACGCGUGAAGUAGGAAAGUUUUCUCGUCAGAUUGAUUGCGUUAAACAUUUGGACAAGCGUUUAUAUCCAAUUGUAACAAAAAAUAUAGCCCCGUAAAAUCGUGACAUUGUAAUAAGACAAAUAAUAAAAUAACUCCGCUGAGGCAGAGCCAGCCGGCAUUGGAAAAGCCCCAACAUCAGCCUCGCCGUCAGCGCCGCGGUCGGUGGCUUUGCGAGCCCGAGCCCGCUGUGUCUGUGAAGCGGGCCUUGGCCCAGCAGUCUAUUCACGGUUGGCUGAUCUGCGCCGAGCGAGAGUGCAAACAAACGUCUGCGAAACCGGCUUGUGUGAGGUGACGGCCUUUGGGGGACAAGUGAGCAAGGAGCCGUCGAGCGAACGGGCGUAAGAGAGGCGUAAGACUGAGAGGGAAAACAUGAGCGAGUUGGAGCAGUUACGACAGGAGGCCGACCAGCUGAAAAACCAGAUCCGGGAUGCACGCAAGGCCUGCAAAGAUGCUACCCUAUUGCAGGUGACAUCAAAUCUUGACUCGGUGGGGCGCAUCCAGAUGCGAACACGCCGGACCCUUAGGGGUCACCUGGCUAAGAUCUAUGCCAUGCACUGGGGUACAGACUCCCGGCUGUUGGUCAGUGCUUCUCAAGAUGGAAAACUAAUAAUCUGGGACAGCUAUACCACCAACAAGGUGCACGCAAUUCCCCUGCGCUCGUCCUGGGUGAUGACAUGCGCGUACGCGCCCUCCGGCAGCUACGUGGCGUGCGGCGGCCUCGACAACAUCUGCUCCAUCUACAACCUCAAGACUCGCGAGGGCAACGUGAGGGUUAGCCGCGAAUUGCCCGGCCACACAGGAUACUUGUCCUGCUGCCGUUUCCUGGAUGACAAUCAAAUCAUCACCAGCUCUGGGGACACAACGUGCGCUCUGUGGGACAUUGAGACGGCGCAACAGACGACCACAUUCACUGGGCACACGGGUGACGUCAUGAGCCUGUCACUGGCGCCCGACUCGCGCACCUUUGUGUCGGGCGCGUGCGACGCCUCGGCCAAGCUGUGGGACGUACGCGAUGGCAUGUGUCGCCAGACCUUCACAGGCCACGAGUCCGACAUCAACGCAGUCUGCUUCUUCCCGAACGGCAACGCGUUUGCGACAGGUUCAGAUGACGCCACGUGCCGGCUCUUUGACCUGCGCGCCGACCAGGAGCUCAUGCUGUACUCGCACGACAACAUCAUCUGCGGCAUCACCUCCGUGGCCUUCUCGAAGAGCGGCCGCCUGCUGCUCGCCGGCUACGACGACUUCAACUGCAACGUGUGGGACACCCUGAAGGGGGAGCGCGCCGGCGUCCUCGCGGGGCACGACAACCGCGUGAGCUGCCUGGGUGUGACAGACGACGGCAUGGCUGUCGCCACCGGCUCCUGGGACAGCUUCCUCAAGAUCUGGAAUUAGUGCAGCGGCGGCAGCAGCAGCAGCAGCAGCAAGGAGUCCGGGCCGGGCCCAACCACGCUACCAUUGGAGAACGGGAGGGCAGGGCAAAACCACUUGGCCAUGAGGGGCCAGGACGAGGGGGGGGGUGGGCGGGGAGGUGGGGAGUGAGGAAGUUGGGGUUGUGGUACAUGGGCGGGUGGGAUAGGGGUGGGCAAAAUGCCUCUGUAGCAGAGCAGAGGAAGGACGUGGAAGCAAAAUAAAAAAAAAAAUAUGCGUGCAGGGGGUGGGUGGGCCAGGUGUGCUUGUGGGAGUGUGGCAGAAGGGUGAAGGCUUGCAGGGGUCAUAGCACAACAGCACCCGCACGGAGGCAUGCGAGGGGUGGAGGGUUACUUGACGGGUGUGAUAAUGAAACAAACAAAAAAAGAUCACGGUAAAAAAAAGUGUUGCGUUGUCUGCCAGCUCACGAGUAAUGUGCCGUAGAAAUUGAAAAGGCACGUGUUGGGCGCGAUUGCAGUGGUUAACUGGUCUGUUUUAACUCUUGCGACAAACAAGCAUGACGUCUGCCGUUCAGUCAAAAUCAACAUCCUUCAGUAAGAGUAAAAAAAAAACCUCUUUCUACAAUGUUAUUUUUUUCUGAUGAUAUUUUGCACCGGUAGGUGACCGACUUAGCUUUAUGUAUGGCAUGUGCAGGAUUCAUAUUCUUUGGCUUUUUCUGGUCAAAUAUUGUUCCCCCACCGAUCCAGUCUUCAAAUUUGUUAUUAACGUGUCAGAGUACCGCGACAGCUGUGGUAAUGCCCCUCGUGAGCCCCAUUGCCUCUUGACUAACAUUUAUACAGUCAUCCAACAUUGUGUUAUCUGCAGAUAUUCUUUUAAGUAAUGGGUAAUAUUGACAAUGUUUGCUGCCUUCAGCAUUUUAAAUCGCAGUAUAUUUUGUCCCCACCUUACACGUUCCUCUUCAAGUGCAGUAUUUUUAGAGAGAAAAAACGAGCAUCUAAGCUGCAUAUUUCUCAUCAAUACUUUUCACGGGCACAAAGCUUAAAAGUUAUAUAAUGUUUUGUUUUCUCCUGUUCGGUCAGUGUUGUGUUUGAGCCAAUAUUGAGCACACUGCACAUAUGGUGUCGCACGGCCGUUUCACAAAAUUAAGUCGGUCUUUCUGUUGUAGAUAAUUUUGUACACUAGGUUAAUGCAAUUGCUACUCCCGUUCGUUUUAGUUUCCCCAUUUGCCCUGGUGCCCAACGGUAGUUUUACCCCCCCCCACCCACCCCGACCUCUCGCAACUCGUCAAUGGCUGUUUACCUGCAGACCUGGGUAGGAGGGAAUCCCACGAAACAGACCUACCUCCUGUAGCACGCACACCCGGUCCGCUGUUCUCCCCCACACUGUGCCCUGACCGCCCCCCCCCCCCCCCCCCGAACACACACCGGCCAACUCACUCCCAAAUCAUGUAAAAAAAAAAAUCUGCUUUCUCGAUCUUUGAAUUGUCACCCAAGACUUCGAUCAUUUUUAUUAUUGUCAUUAAAACUGUCAUUUACUGUUAAUAUUAAUGAUAAUAUUGUUGUUGCUAGCGUUUUUUUAUUUUAUUCAGUGGCCAAUGGAGGGGGGGGGGGUGUAGUGUCGUGAAUGGUUGAGGCACGGCACCGCUUGCAGCACUUUUCACUCUUCCGGCUUUCUGAGGGCCUGCCAAAUACCACGCUCAUCGGGGUCUGCACGGUGGCCCGCUCCCAUGCAGCACCGCCAAGUCACGCGUGGCUUAAAGUUAUUUAAUUAUUCUUUCCCCUCCCCCCUCCCUCGCCUUGAAAUGAUGAAGUUGGUCAUGGAGGGGAAAGGGGUCCGUGGAGCUUGCCACCCCAAACUUAAUGUUUCAUUCGUUUAAACACGAUUCUAUUAACAUUCGGAAAUUUUCAUGAACAUUGAUUAGGUAUUAAGCAUGGAAGUUAUCAACGUUUUUCGUUUUCUAAUUUUAUCGUGAGCUUGAUAACGGUAACCAUUAUGAAUUUAUAUAAAUACAGUAUAUAUUUUUCGUUUUCCUUAAAAUUUCUAGACUUUUUUUUGCCUGUAAGCGUUCGUGCUGUUGGUAGGUAAUGUCAUGGCUUAGAGCGCAACGCAUCCGACGCAUUAAAAUGAUCUUAUUCGAGUGAAACCAUCACUAUGUACAUAAACAGCACUACGUCCACAAUAUACCCGACCUCCUGCCUCCACCAUCAUGUGUAUGCUAUGAAAAUGUAUUCGCUCAAAGGCUUUUCUUUACGUUCUCGAAACUAAGUUUUUUUCUGUUUUUAAUUUUAUGUCGUUUUUGCUAAGAUUGUGUGGGUUCGCUGUGAUUUCCACUAUCGGAACAUCGGGUGCCAGAGUUGAAGGGCGCAGUGCAACAGUGUUAGUAGUAGUAGGCACCUUCGUUUUCUUAGCGGUUGUCACUUUUGAAUUAGUGCACGCUUUAAGGAUAAGCUGGCCAAACCCAAGAUUUUGCACAUGGCCUCUAGCCAAAGCACAAGGCCAGUCUCUAGUAUUUAUGCUCGCGCCUCCACCCAACCCCAUGUCUGGUGGGGAGUGAAGGGCAUAGGGUGGCCUUGGGAGAUGUAUAGGGGCCGAGGAGAUAUGGGUUAGUGGUAAGGGUCCAGGGUGCAUUGGGUUAGCAUUGAAGGCUCGGCAUUUGUGGAUAUAAUCGAAGAGUUUAAUUUACAGAUCAAUUAGUCACUCGUAAAAAUGUUCCAUUGCAGGUGUAAUAUAUAAUUUGCAUCUGAUAGAUCAACGCUUUGUCAAGAUUAACAAUCAGCAGACUAACUUUUUUAUAUUUCGUAACAUUUUGUUUUGCUGGAUUUUUAAUGCCAAGGGCAGUUUGAAAGGAUAACAUUACGUAAAUAAAAAAGCCAUGUAUCGUGUGGUGGCCGGCAUUAAAAAGCCAGUGGUCACCACUUGAUAGAUUUUAUGGUGCAAAGGCUGGGACGGGUGAGGAAAGUUGGAGGGGGGGGGGUGGCUUGCCCCCUCCUCCCCACACGUGCUGCGCUUCCUGGACAGGCAGCUAUGGGAGUUGUUAGUGGGGGGAGGAGGCUUUGGUAGGGAAGACUCGUGAGAAGGCUUAAUGAGGAGUUGGAGAGCAUCGCAAAGUAUUUAAACCUCACUCCCUUAAGCACAUUUUCCUAAAUUGUAAGAACGGAAAUUAUCGGUGGUUGCCGACCCACCGUGGUAGUUUUGGAUUGAACUUCAGAGGGGGAUUUUUUUUGCAGACAUGGGCGGGCCCCUUUCCCGCUGCCCCCCCCCCCCCCCCGUCGUCUCGUUUCAUUAUUUUCAUUUUGUUUAAAUUAUACUUGGCCAUCAUGAAUGCCAGAGCAUUGGGAAGCGAGAUGUAUUGUUUUCUUAAAAUAGAUUUUUGGGAAUUUAGUGUUGCAACGCCUAGACGUCCAGAUUAGUGUCAUCACGAAAUCGCCCUCCAACUUGGCACCUCCGAUGAUUUUAGGAGUAUUUGUUGAUUUUGUGUGGACGUUUGUGCGUGCGUGCGAGGUGUGAGAAUUUGUCAUGAUUUUUUUCAGUUUUUGUGGAACUGCAGUAAACACAACUCUGUGGCAUGUACAAAACGGUGGCCGUGUCUGCUCGUGCUGAAUGAGUACAUGCAUUGUGACGUAUUAUUGUCAGUGGGUGGUGUGGGGGGAAACAAAGAUGUUCUUUUGACGACGUGUUCUAUAUACACACGUGGAGGGGGGAUGGAUUUCGAAGUGGAAAAUGAGCUUACAAGUGACACGUGGAUGGCUUGGCUUCAUGUCGAGUGACAUUUCGGUAACCCCCAGGACCUUAAAAUCCGAAGAGCAGUUUGAAAGCCUAAGUAGUAUUUAAUGAUCACACUUUGGAACCAGAAAUUAGUGUUGCAUUGAAUAGCAAUUUAAAACUCGCCAUGCUGUCAUUUUGCAAUUCAUGUACCAAGGUGUGACCACGUGAAAGAUCAAUUCAGCUUUUGUUAUUUGAAGCAAAACUAGUGAAAUUUACGUGUUUCCUGAGUGGAUUUUUGAGAUGAGAUGUUUGGGGUGCGGUUGAGUUUUCUGUGCGAUGCACGCCUUCAGUACAGUGUAAUUUAUGAUGAUUUUUAAAAUAUUUUUGUUGUAAAGUUCCCCCCCCCUAAUUCUUUCUCUGCACUCGUCAUGAGUAGGGUAAGCAGUACACCGUGUAUUAAUGACAUUCCCUUCCAUUUUUAGCAAAAAGCUUACGGUAUUAUUACUGUAAUUAAGUUCAUGUUCGUUUCAUCAUUGUAACAGCCAACUAAUCACCCACCCCCUCCUCUCCUUCACCCGUUUGUGUGUGAGUGUAUCUGUAUAGUGCAUGGAAAAAAAUUUGAACGAAUGUCUUUAAGAAUCUUUGUUUUACUAGGAUGAAUAUACGUGGAUAAUGGUAAAUAAAAAAUAUACAAAAAAAUUACAAAAAAUAAUAACAAUAAUAAGCUCGUUUUUCCGGAAAUGGAGAGGGCGAGCUGAGAUUUAUUAACUUAGCCGUACAAACGUUGAUUUUUUUUGGUCCAUCCUUCUGGUGCUUUAUGCUUCGGGAGAGAAGGUGCUUUGACGCAAACGAGUGAAGCACUCCCCUCAAUGGAGCCUCCUAAUUCUCCGUCGAAUUCAAUGCCAAACCCCGGUGCCCCACGGAGUGGGAGAUGCGAGGUCGGAUCGAAUGUGGGAACACGGUAACGCAGUCUCGCAGUACACAUUGUCCGAAAUUACAAAUGUAAUCGCUAAAGACAACGGUCAAACCACUCAGCCGUGCUGCAACACUUGUGGGGGGUGGUGGUUUGGGGCGCUCUUGCCUCGCUGAUGAGUCCUCACGAGGGCGGUGAAACUGCCCGUGUAUCCCACGCUGCGCGGACCUGCUCAGAACACAUUUAAUAAUAUAACUGUCAACUGUAGUGCUGUCAUUCCUAUUAAUACUAUAUUAUUUCUAAACUAUUAAGUAUUAACGUUGGGGGGCGGGGGGGGGGUGUUGGGAGGAGGGUUAUUUUCUGUUGUGUUAAGCUGGAGCGGCGGGGACGUCUUUGCGUGCGUGGAUGUUGAGUAAUUUUAAUCCGCCGACUCCCCACCACCACGUGCGCGCCUUUGUGGCCUACAGCGUGGCCACUAAAACUAUUAAUCUUGCCGGCCUGUAGACGCGUCUCGCUCCGACGCGAGGUGCUCUCUCUUUAGUAAGAUUAAUAACGAAUACUACGAAUACAGCGGUAAUGAUGCCUCCUUGAGGCGUGCGGCGCUCGGGUUUGGCCGCUUGCGUCGUUCACCGCUCUCGUUUAAGAGCGGACCGCCAGACCCACGGGGUAAUAUUUGUCGUUUCACACGCAAGUCGCUCUGCGUUGAGGGGGUCCGCUUCUAGCAGUGUUUCUCCCAUUUCUACCCCGUAACCCCCCCCCCCGCCCCGUGUUCCUUUCAUCACCCACAGUCACUCACCUUUCCACUCGCCCACAGCCCUGUUCCCAACCCCCAGUCGACCACCAUUGCACCUCCACCACCUUCCCUGUCACCGUCAGCUUGGUGUUAUUUAAGACCACCGGGACCGACACGGCGCCGCGCUGAGAGCCUUGAUUGUGCAAAACAAAAUACGACAACUUAACCUACAGAUUAUAUGUGUCUCUGAAUCUUGCACCUAGGCACGCGUGUUAUAUAUUAUACGACAAAAAGCCUUGGGUUAGAAUCCGAUGCGGCACCGUGCCUGCUGCCCGCGCUGCACGGGACUAACGCGAGUCGGUGUUGCAUAUCAAUUGGUUGCUGCCGAGCACUCCCCACCGGCACUCGUGCAGCUGAAAGCGGAAAUCCCUCCGAACACAGGGACGCACGCGGCCCAAUUUGUAUUUUGAGAGUGGAAGUGUUUCCCUGCUGCAACAGUGGGCGCUCGUUUAUGAGGUUUUUUUUUAAAAGAUGCAAAGCACGCGAGGCUAGACACGUGGCGUGUGCAAUGAGUGCAGGGGGGGGGGGAAACAACACCUAUUGGAUCCGGGAGCUCACGACGUAAACAAAAAUUUCCACUCGACAACGGUUGUAGCCUGGUGAGAAAAUGAUCUUGACGAGCGGAUUCUCGAGACGUUUCAUCGAUCUGUAGAACAAACCCCCCAGAGUGCAAACACGACGAGUAAGCGACUUGCGGUGUGCAAAAAAAAAUUGCACAAAUUUGUAGUCAGCGGAGAGACCGUGCAGCAGGGAAACACGCGCCCGGUAGGUCGUGCGGCGCACGUGGGCCCCGCCUGUUGGGGCUGCGUGCGCGUCGCACGCUCGGGAAAUUUGGUAACGCGAAGGCGGUCGGGGGGGGGGGGGAGGGACUCUGCUCGAUGAGGGGGAAAGAAAAAAAGCACCAAAGGAGCGCUGUGUGCGGGCCUGCGUCUUUCGACCCCCCCCCCUCCACUUAAUGGUUCGAUGUAUACUCAUUGCUGGUGGAGUGUGUCCUCUUCCUGUCUGAGGGUUAGGUCGACAUACAGUAAACGACGUUACUAAAAUAA